Trichechus manatus latirostris (Florida manatee) is the source of this 1782-nucleotide messenger RNA. It is a transcript of the gene MAPK15, whose product is annotated as mitogen-activated protein kinase 15. Bases 1 to 1782 code for a protein of 593 amino acids. NCBI's taxonomy places the organism in Eukaryota, Metazoa, Chordata, Mammalia, Sirenia, Trichechidae. Gene Ontology annotation, cellular component: cytoplasm; nucleus. Gene Ontology annotation, biological process: intracellular signal transduction; protein phosphorylation. The record is from RefSeq and is a predicted model, not a curated record. Gene Ontology annotation, molecular function: MAP kinase activity; ATP binding. The transcript has 15 exons.
AUGUGCUCGGCGGAGAUGGACCCGCACGUCGCGCAGAGAUACCUGCCCAGGCGGCGGCUCGGCAAGGGCGCCUAUGGCAUUGUGUGGAAGGCGGUGGAUCGGAGAACUGGCACGGUUGUGGCCAUCAAGAAAAUCUUUGAUGCCUUUAGAGACAAGACCGAUGCUCAGAGAACAUUCCGGGAAAUCAUGCUCCUCCAGGAGUUUGGGGACCACCCCAAUAUCAUCCGCCUCCUCGACGUGAUGCCUGCAGAGAAUGACAGGGACAUCUACCUGGUGUUUGAAUUUAUGGACACUGACCUGAACGCAGUCAUCCGCAAGGGCAAGCUGCUGAAGGACAUCCACAAACGCUACAUCUUCUACCAGCUCCUGCGGGCCACCAAGUUCAUCCACUCAGGGAAUGUCAUCCACCGGGACCAGAAGCCGUCCAAUGUUCUCCUGGACGCCAACUGUUUGGUGAAGCUCUGUGACUUUGGCCUCGCCCGCUCCCUGAGCCAGCUCCCUGAGGGGCCCGAGGGCCACGCCCUGACGGAGUAUGUGGCCACGCGCUGGUACCGGGCACCGGAGGUGCUGCUGUCCUCGCGCUGGUACACCCCUGGGGUGGACAUGUGGAGUCUGGGCUGCAUCCUGGGGGAGAUGCUGCGGGGGAGGCCCCUGUUCCCGGGCUCGUCCACCCUCCACCAGCUGCAGCUGAUCCUGGAGAGCGUGCCGCUGCCUCCGGAGGAGGACUUCCCGGCUCUGGGCUCAGGCUACUGCGCCUCUGUUCUGCAACGCCUGGGAACCCGGCCACAGCAGACGCUGGACACCCUUCUGCCGCCGGACACCCCCACGGAGGCCCUGGACCUCCUCAGGCAGCUGUUGGUGUUUGCGCCGGACAAGCGGCUCAGCGCAGCCCAAGCCCUGCGGCACCCCUACGUGCAGAGAUUCCGCUGCGCGGCCCACGAGUGGACACUGGAGGCGGAUGUGCAGCUUCCGGUGCCCGAGGGAGUGCAGCUCUCGGCCCCCGAGUAUCGCAGCCGCCUCUAUCAGAUGAUUCUGGAACGGAGGGGCAACCGGCGCGUCCAGGGACAGGAGGGCCGGGCGGGCGCAUCGCCGGGGGGAAGGCCCAGCGCGUCUGGGCCCCAGGAGCACCCGCUAGAGCCCAGAGCUGUCCAGCAGCUCCCCUCGGGGACGCCGGCGCAGAACUCCGGAACCAGGCCGCAGAGCAGCCCCGCUCACGACCCUGCGCACGAAACCCCCGGCGGAGCCAAGAACAUUCCCAGGCAGAACGUGGCCCCCUUGUUCCAGCCUCUGCCCCCAGGAGGCCUCGGGAGGGGGCGAAGGCCCCCUGGGGUGGCGGCGAAGUCCCCGCCGGCACCCUCGUGGGUGAAGCCCCGCGGCAGGGGGUCUGUGCCCUCCCUGACCGCGCAGGCCGCGGCCGAGGUGGCUAACCAGGCGCUGAUCCGGAGGGAGCGGACCCUGGGCCGGGGGGUGAGGGCAGCUGGAGCCCGACAGGUGAGCCCCGAGGCCCGGCCCGAGACCCGGCCUGGCCGGAGGAUGUUCUCCGUCUCGGCCUUACUAGGGGCCCAGGGCGCCGCGAGGGCCUCUCUCGGGGGCUACUCCCAAGAAUACGGAACCCUCUGCCAGUCGGCGCUGGGCCGCCUGCCCCUGCCCCGGAACCCCACGCGGCAGGCCUUCGCCUUUGGCUCCCCUCCCUGGGGUGGCCUGCAGAGCAGGCGUGGGGUCACCUUCCUGUCCUUUGCCCACACCCUGGCUCCAGCUGCCCUGCUGGUCCUGGAGCACUAG